CCAGAACGCCUCUGUGUCAUCGCAAGCGGUUGUUGUCAAACACGGGGAAGAAAACGGUGAGAUUGACAGAUCCCAUCAUGCAGCUGUUAGUGGACGGUCUGAAGUGGUUUGGGGUCGAGGCGAGUGGACUCUCACUGACCGUGUGCCUUUUUCUGCUCUCCCUCAGCCUCCUUUACUGGUACUCUAUCUCCCCGUUCUCCAAUCUGGAACGAUGUGGCAUCAAACACCCAAAGCCCUUGCCAUUUAUUGGGAACCUGAUGAUGUUCCGAAACGGUUUCUUUAAGUCUCAAGCUGACCUCAUAAACAAGUACGGACGAAUUUGUGGUUAUUAUAUAGGCCGGCGGUCUACAGUGAUCAUAGCGGACCCGGAUAUGCUUAGACAGGUGAUGGUGAAGGAAUUCAAUAAGUUCCCCAACAGAAUG
Molecule: messenger RNA, 422 nt
Organism: Danio rerio (zebrafish)
Lineage: Eukaryota; Metazoa; Chordata; Actinopteri; Cypriniformes; Danionidae
Gene: tbxas1
Product: thromboxane A synthase 1 (platelet)
Cellular component (GO): endoplasmic reticulum membrane
Molecular function (GO): thromboxane-A synthase activity; oxidoreductase activity, acting on paired donors, with incorporation or reduction of molecular oxygen, reduced flavin or flavoprotein as one donor, and incorporation of one atom of oxygen; oxidoreductase activity, acting on paired donors, with incorporation or reduction of molecular oxygen
Source: RefSeq, marked validated